AUGUCCGCCCCCAACGCUCCUCCUGAACUUACUGCAUCAGGCAGUCCUGCCACCAUUAUUGAAUUUCUUUACUACGCCGUAAAUAGCAUCCUGUUCUAUCGCGGUGUAUAUGAAUCUGAGGAUUUUCGCGCCGUCAACAAAUACGAACAAGAUCUAGUUCUUGUUAGGGAUGGCGAAGUGACACAAUUCUUGGACAGAUUCUUCAAGCAAGUUGAAGAAUGGCUUGGCCAAGAAUUAAUCCGCCGAGUGAUAUUGGCUAUUGUAUCAAAAAAUACAGGCAAGACAUUGGAGCGCUGGGUGUUCAACUUGGAACCUCACGAUGGUCCCGCACACCUGGACAAGAUACAGCAUAAAAUACAAGCCACGCUAAAGCAACUAAAAGCAACUAUUCCUAUAUUUCCGGAUAUCAAAGAGCCAACUAUUUUCAAUUUGCUUGCCGUGAAAAGGAUGAAGACCAAUCUUCUGAGUUACCAACCAGCCAGAAAUGGGUCGAUGCCCAUCCACAUUCAAUACCAACCGAAAUUCGUGACCAGACGGCCAUGCGUGGUUUCAAUACCAGGGAUGCCAAAGUAG
This is a messenger RNA of Rhizoctonia solani, 573 nucleotides long. Its product is annotated as mitotic spindle checkpoint component mad2. Gene Ontology annotation, cellular component: kinetochore; cytoplasm; nucleoplasm. Lineage: Eukaryota; Fungi; Basidiomycota; Agaricomycetes; Cantharellales; Ceratobasidiaceae. Gene Ontology annotation, biological process: mitotic spindle assembly checkpoint signaling. The transcript is spliced from 5 exons. The record is from RefSeq and is a predicted model, not a curated record. Bases 1 to 573 code for a protein of 190 amino acids.